Coccidioides immitis RS is the source of this 1482-nucleotide messenger RNA. RefSeq lists its product as uncharacterized. Lineage: Eukaryota; Fungi; Ascomycota; Eurotiomycetes; Onygenales; Onygenaceae. The coding region runs from base 335 to 1075 and encodes 246 amino acids. The transcript has a single exon. The record is from RefSeq and is a predicted model, not a curated record.
AAAAAAACAAAAAGUUGACAGGAGAGCACAGGAACAUACAAAACACCAAUUGCUGCCCACUCCCCCGGCCCAAACAGCCCAUUUGGGUUUCUCCAGGGAAUUCUCUUCUGAGGUAAUUAAUUAGCAUACAUUUCCGACAAUGCUCACCUGAAAAUCAGCAGCUAAUCAAAUCACUAACUGGGAAAAAAAAGGGAGAGAAAGGGAACAAGAAAAACAGCAAGAGAGAGAGCGAGAGAGGGAAAAAAAAAAAAAAAAAAAAAAAACAAAAAAGUAGAAAAAAGAAAACAUCUCAUCCUGCAGAGUCCGGGUCAUCACCAAACCACCCAGCCCUCAUAUGGCACGGCCGCGGCCAAAGCUCUCCCUCUGGACCCGCAUCCGUCGCUUCUUCUACCUCUUCAGCAGCCCGCUCAAGCUCCGGGCCAGCAUUGACCGGCUGCGCGCCCACCACAAACAUCCCUACCUCGCCCUCCUGCGCCUGUUCAUCCCCCUCCCGACAUGGUACUUCCCCCUCCCUCCCGCCCUCUCUAUUCGCGAACUAUGGGGUAAACCAGACCUCCUGCGCGCCCGACGCGGCGACAUCCACAACCUCUGGAGCAUCCCUCUCUGGAGCGCGCGCGACACCCCGCUCCGCUCCCUCUACCGGCUCUACGAGUGCAUGGCGUCGGGCGAUUACAUCCCCAUGGGCACCGAGACGGAGUACUUCUGGUACCAGUCGCGCUGGUCGCUCAACCUCAUCCCGGACCCGCAGGACACCGACCCGAUCCGGUAUGCGAUACUGGCGUGCCUGGCCGAGGAACUGGUGCACGCCUUCAACUGGCGACUGAGUCUGGGGAUGAGGCGCGACGGGAGGCACUUGUAUCGCGAGAGGGACGAGGAUCCGUAUCCGCCGUAUGAUCCGGAGACGGUGGCCCCGUGGACGAAGAACGUGCCGCCAGUCGAUGCGCAGUGGACGGUGGAUUUGCCCGCCGACGUGGUGGAUGCGGCGGGGAGGCUGGUGCUGGAGGAGGGAGGGGUGAACGAGACGUUUGCGAAAAGGAAUAUCGUGACGAAUGUGGGAUGGCUCUAUACGAUAUGAAAUGCUCUCAUCUUUACAUGUGUUUCUGGCGAAUUUGUCUGGGAGUUGGGUGUGAUUUGUGCAGCCAUUUGAUACCCGAUGGUCCUUUUCGUCUGCUUGGUUGCUGGAUGCAUGUUUUCUCCUACAUAGACUUUUCCUUUUCCUUUUUCCUUUUUCCUUUGGUUUUCUUUUCUCUCUUUUUUUUUUUUUUCUGAAGCACUCCUGCAUAUAUCUCGUGUGUGCCUGUACCUUGACUCUAUGUGUCUACCUUUUUAGUUCGUCUUCAAUAUUUCUUUGAACGAGCAGCCAUGUCGUCACGCCGCCUCGAGGUGAUGCGGGGCAAUAAACUGGGCGAACUCCAUCAGACCACAAGCUCUCCAACACGCUGUACAUACACACAUCUGCAAAUGAGAGCCGCUUGCUCGAUU